AUGACGUAUUAUGAUUACUAUGAUGGCAGUAGGAUAUUCUCAUUCAUAUCAACCAGAGUUGGGCUUCCCUUAGACUUAGUAAAUUUUUUGAUCGCACAAGUAGCUGCACUAUGCCUGGCAAGACUGUUUCGAAAACCAUUAAGAUAUGCUUCGCCGGAAUUUCGACAUUCUGUGUGCCUUGUUAUAGGUUUAACGAUGGGGUAUUUCUGUUUUGGAAGACAAGCGAUCCAUUUAUCGGUGCUACCCAUGUUAACCUACACAAUGUUAAAGAGCGUUUCACACAAUAUUAUGGGAAACGUUAUAUUGGCGGUUUCAAUGAUAUACCUUUCAUGUCUUCAUUUACAUCGACAAAUAUACCACACGGCUGACUAUUCUUUAGAUAUAACAGGUCCGUUAAUGGUAAUCACUCAAAGAGUUACGUCAUUAGCUUACUCACUGCAAGACAGUUUAACUGUAAAAGAAAGACCAACAUCAGCAAACUCAUCAGAAGCGAAUGGAAGACUAGUGAAAAUAGAGAAGAUUCCGUCACCGCUUGAAUACUUCGCUUAUACAUUAGCCUUCCAAACAUUAAUGUGUGGACCAGUAGUGUUUUACUCUGACUAUAUUAAAUUUAUUGAAGGUGCGCGCGUCGAUGAGUUCGAAAAAACAAAACAUGCCAGAGAACCAUCGCCGCGUCGUGCUGUAUUUUACAAAGUAUGCGGUUCAGUGGCCGCUGCCUUAUUAUAUUUAACUUUGGCUAAGAAAUAUCCUUUGGCUGUGUUAGAAGAAUUGACGGACCCUUCAUCAGAAGUGUCGCGGUCAUGGUCAGCCCUGUACCUGCUUUGGUACGCGUACUUGUCAACCCUAGUGGUGCGGUGCAAGUAUUACCACGCCUGGUUGCUGUCCGAAGCAAUAUGCAAUAACUGUGGCAUGGGAUUCAAUGGCUACACCACCGAUGGCACGCCUAAAUGGGACAAAAUGUCCAACAUCGAUAUAUUUGGUUUUGAGUUUGCACAAAACUUCCGUGUGGCGAUCGCCAGUUGGAACAAGAAUACUAAUGCGUGGCUCCGUGAUGUGGCAUACGAGCGCGGUGGCGCGGCGUGGCGUACGGCGCGCGUGUACGCACUGUCCGCCGUAUGGCACGGCUUCCAUCCCGGAUAUUAUUUAACGUUUUUCGCUGGCGGACUCUUCACUAUUGCGGCUAGGAAGAUAAGGUAUGUGGCUCGUCCGAUGUUUUUAGACAGUGUCCCCAAGAAACUUUUCUACAAUUUCGUAACAUUCUUCACCACAAGAGUUGCGAUGACAUACGCCACGGUGCCAUUUGUACUCCUUCAUCUCACUCCUAGCCUCGCUUUUUACGGGAAAUUUUAUUACUCCCUUCACUUCAUCGCUUUGGGUGCAAUGCUAAUACCCGAGAAGUCCACACGAUCCAAAGCAACACAAAUCCAAGAGAACAGCUCACGUAAACUUAGUGCAGAAGCAUUGCCGACAUUGGAUUCAGUAGAAUCAUUAAAUGGGAAGCUUAAAAUAACAUAG
This is a messenger RNA of Spodoptera littoralis (African cotton leafworm), 1515 nucleotides long. NCBI's taxonomy places the organism in Eukaryota, Metazoa, Arthropoda, Insecta, Lepidoptera, Noctuidae. The record is from the annotation of a GenBank genome assembly.